AUGGCUCCUAUCGUUUUGUUUGUUACUCUUCUCCUUUGCCUACAAGCCAACGGCAUGGAAACGCAAGAAAAUAAUUUACAACAAGGUGUGACCGCCGAACGUCACGGUCUCUUAUCUCCCUGGCAAGGGCUCAAUGGGGUUCUACCAGUUAACCGAUUACCAUUUGGUUAUGUAAGUCCAUUGAUCCCUGGAUACGGAACACACACAAAUUUUGGUAGGGGUGUACCGCAGCUUCUUCAUCUUGGA
Messenger RNA from Iphiclides podalirius (scarce swallowtail), 246 nucleotides. NCBI's taxonomy places the organism in Eukaryota, Metazoa, Arthropoda, Insecta, Lepidoptera, Papilionidae. The record is from the annotation of a GenBank genome assembly.